UCCGCCAUCUUGUGCUUCCGCCCAAGUGCUGUCUUUUUCUGUCCCCUGUUGUUUGGUGGAGGACGUUUUCGCUAAAACGGCGGAAUUUCACGCGAUUUUAAUAAAAGUUAGAGAAUAAAAAUGAGUUUAGCCAACGCAAGGCCUUUGGUCUCUGUCUAUUCAGACAAAAAUGAGCAAGUUAAGGACAAGAACAUCUGCUUGCCCGCAGUGUUCAAAGCCCCCAUUCGGCCAGAUAUUGUAAACGAAGUUCACCAGCUAGUUCGCCGUAACAAUCGGCAACCUUAUGCCGUUAGUGAGCAAGCAGGUCACCAGACAUCUGCUGAAUCUUGGGGUACUGGUCGUGCUGUCGCUCGUAUUCCUCGUGUACGUGGUGGUGGUACUCAUCGUUCUGGUCAGGGUGCUUUCGGUAACAUGUGUCGUGGUGGUCGUAUGUUUGCCCCAACUAAAACUUUCCGUCGCUGGCACCGCAAGGUAAAUGUCAACCAACGCCGUUAUGCUAUCGUUUCGGCUAUUGCUGCAUCCGGAGUUCCAGCUCUCGUCCAAUCUAAGGGUCACAUCAUUGAUGGAGUUUCGGAAUUCCCCUUAGUCGUGUCCGAUGACGUGCAGAAGUUGCAAAAAACCAAGCAAGCUGUCGUAUUCCUUAGACGCAUGAAGAUCUGGGCUGAUAUCCAAAAGGUAUACAAGUCGCAGCGUUUCCGUGCUGGUCGUGGUACAAUGCGUGAUCGUCGUCGUAUCGCUCGUCGUGGUCCUUUGGUCGUUUACUACAAAGAUGAAGGUUUGCGUCGUGCCUUCCGUAACAUCCCCGGCAUUGAGACAAUGAACGUUGACAAAAUGAAUUUGUUGAAAUUGGCACCAGGUGGUCAUGUUGGACGUUUCGUCAUCUGGACUGAAUCAGCUUUCGCACGUUUGAACGAAUUGUUCGGCUCAUGGAAAACACCAUCAACCUUAAAGAAGGGCUACAAUUUGCCACAACCAAAAAUGGCCAACACUGACUUGUCCCGUUUGUUGAAAUCGGAAGAAAUUCGCAAAGUGUUGCGCGAUCCACGUAAGAAGGUAUUCCGUCGUGUCCGCCGUCUUAAUCCAUUGUCCAAUGUGCGUCAAUUGAUCAAAUUGAAUCCAUACGCUGAGGUAUUGAGACGUCGUGCAGCGUUAGCUGCUGAAAAGCGCACCAUUGCCAAGACAGUGGCUGCUGCCAAGAAGAAGAACGUUGAAUUGGCAAAAUCACACUUUGCUGCAGUGGCAACAAAAGCGCAAGCCAACCGCACAAAAAUGCUUCAAAAAAUUUUGGCUGAACGUAAGAAGAAGGCAGCCACCAAGAAAGCUGCUGCUAAAAAACCAGCCCCAGCUAAGAAGUAAAUUGGAUGGUUCCAUAGUUAUGCUUUUCUCUAUUUGUAAUAGAAGAGUAGUUACAAGAGUUCUAUUCAUAAUAUAAAAUACUUUAUAAAAAAAUCAAGAGUACUGUUAUUAUUUAAGAUAAUAUAUACAUCCAGGAGUUUUA
Molecule: messenger RNA, 1498 nt
Organism: Ceratitis capitata (Mediterranean fruit fly)
Lineage: Eukaryota; Metazoa; Arthropoda; Insecta; Diptera; Tephritidae
Gene: RpL4
Product: 60S ribosomal protein L4
Exons: 4
Coding region: 121-1356 (411 amino acids)
Biological process (GO): translation
Cellular component (GO): cytosolic large ribosomal subunit; ribosome
Molecular function (GO): structural constituent of ribosome; RNA binding
Source: RefSeq, a predicted model, not a curated record